Molecule: messenger RNA, 4933 nt
Organism: Hippoglossus stenolepis (Pacific halibut)
Lineage: Eukaryota; Metazoa; Chordata; Actinopteri; Pleuronectiformes; Pleuronectidae
Gene: lin28aa
Product: lin-28 homolog Aa
Exons: 5
Coding region: 507-1094 (195 amino acids)
Molecular function (GO): zinc ion binding; nucleic acid binding
Source: RefSeq, a predicted model, not a curated record
AGCUGCUCUUCCCUUCUCUGGAAAGAAGAAGAAGAGUAAAAAACCCUUCCCCCUCCACGCUUCACGUGGAUUACCAUUACAAACCUUUCUCUGGCGUGUUAGGACAGCAGCUAACCAACACACUGACCACAAGGAGAAGAAGGCCCACACAACGAGAAGAAAUAAGAAAUAACAUGCAGCAUUUUUAAAUAAAAUCAUUAAUUGAAUUCUAGUUUUUAAAAGAAAUGGUUGAAUUAGAUGUUUUAAAUCAGGCACUCUUAAUCUAAUACUUUACCGACCAUGACCCCACUUUUACUCGGAUUUACAUUAGAACUACUGGAUCAUUCACAAGGUAAAAGUAAAUCUUUAAUCAGGUCACUGGUUGUUUGAGAAAAACCUGAGGAAAAGCAGGUUUAUCGUGUUUUGUGCAGGAAUAACCUCAGUGUCCAGUCCUGCAGGAGGAGAGAGUCAGUCCACAAAGAGGGACACGGCAGCGGUGCACACUGGGAGCAGACUGGCCCUGCAACAUGGCAGAAGGAGUUUGUAAGACCGAGGAAGAUGAGGGACCGAGCACCGAGGAAGACUCACAGUCCUUCCACGGCGUCGGCGUGUGCAAGUGGUUCAACGUCCGCAUGGGCUUCGGGUUCCUGUCCAUGACCACCCGGGAGGGAGAGCCGCUGGAGGAGCCGGUCGAUGUCUUCGUCCAUCAGAGCAAGUUGCACAUGGAAGGCUUCCGUAGCCUGAAGGAGGGCGAGGCCGUCGAGUUUGCCUUCAAGAAGUCAUCCAAGGGCCUGGAGUCUCAGCGAGUCACGGGACCAGAUGGUAUCCACUGUGUGGGCAGCGAGCGGAGACCCAAAGGCAAGAAGCUCCAGAAACGACGUUCAAAGGGAGACAGGUGCUACAACUGCGGAGGCCUGGACCACCAUGCUAAAGAGUGCAAGCUGCCACCACAGCCCAAGAAGUGCCAUUUCUGCCAGAGCAUCGACCACAUGGUUGCCAACUGCCCAAUCAAAGCACAACAGUCCUCGCCGGGUUCUCAGGGAAAACCGUCCUCCUUGAAAGGAGACGAGGAGGAGCACAGCCACUCGGCACUGCCUCCCGAGACCUCCGAUUAAAGGGCGGGAAUCGGGCAACACUGACGCCGGGGAAGCACAGAGGCCAAUCAAACUGCUUUGAUGGAGGGACGGGGAAUCACACGACCCCCUUUCCACCUGUCGAGGCUGCUUUUGGAACUACCUCAGGUUUAAAAAAAUACUCAUGGAAAAUGUUGCUGAAGUUUUUUGUUUUGUUUUUUAUUUCAUUUGGUGUAACACUCAGGAAUACUGCUGUAUUAUUGCACUCAGGACGCUUUCUAAAUGUAUGAAUCACUGCUGUUUUUUGUUUUUCUUUAGGGCUUUGAGAUUGUAGUGAGUAAUGCCAUAUAACAGACUAUCUUACUGAGUUUUUGUAGAACCUUCAUUGUUUUAUGUGAUAUUGUGCCUCUCCUGUGGGCAUUAUACCUCCUUGUUUUUUGCGUAAUACUCCGUGUGUUAACAAUGGAGCUACACUUUUGCUGCCUUACCCUUUAGUCUAAUUCCUGACUGUUACACCUCACUAUCCGACAAGGCAGAGACGUGACAGAUGGUACCUCUGUAAUGAAUGUUAGCUUGCAUAUCGCAUGGGAAACGGGGAGGGUUUGUGAAAACACAUGGGAUGGGUUUUAGGGUAUAGCUACAGGCAAUGUUUUGGCAUCUGCCAGUAUUGCAGUUGACCAUCCAGUUUUGCUGGGGCCAAAUGAAUGUCGGACCAGAAGUGGUUUUCAGCUCCUGGUCACUUUUGUUUUGUCAUUUCAUUUUUUUAACCCAGCGGUCUGCUGGCUGUCUAAAAGGUGCACUGUCUACCUCAUUGGUGCAUGUUUGGUCCUGCUACUAAAAGUGUCAUCCUAACCACUGAUGGCAAACCAAAUAUUCUCAGUACACGGCGUUUGGAUGUUUGAGAUGUGAAUUGGAAUUAAAUCAAAUCCUUUUGCACUACAGUAUUUACACAGGAUUUUGUGAUUGGUUGUAUUAUAUCUCAUUUUAGAGUGAUUUAGAACUUCCUGAAAAUCUUGCUCUUGCUGACAUCUAGUGGUUGAACAUCUCAGCUUUCAGACAUGUUCUGAACUCAGGAUAUUCUCUGCACAUGUCUGAGACAAAAAGAAAGUCCAGACCCAAUUGUAGAGAACUAUAUCACGUAGCUCAGCUGCUCAGUUGUCAAACACGGACAUCCAGCUCUGACGUUGUAAAGCUGUGCAGAUAUGGGUGUUUUUCGACAAUCCAACAGGCCCUUUGGACGGAGUGUACUGGCCACUUAAGUGUGGUUUGGUGUUCUCUGUUGUCCUAGGGAGCGUGAUGUUGUGUGGUGCUAUAGCUCCAUGCUACAUCGUAGGAAAACAUGUUGUCAACACUAUUUUGUUGAGAAAGCAAGAUUAUUAGAGUGGGUGCAGUUGAAGUUCCAACCAGAGAAGGCAAAUGCUGCUUUUCAAUCUGGUGUUAAAUGGCUCUUCAACCUUUCAGGGAGCUGGAAGCAUUACGAUGAUGAACUUUCCACAAAUAGUAUAUUCUCAUUUAAUGGCUGCUGUGUUAAGGGCUGCUGAUUUAUUACCGCAACUUGGACUUGAUAGACUUCCAACUAUGAUACUAAAAUCUAUACAUGUACAACAUAACUUCUAAUAAGAUACUUGACCUGGACUGAGUUAGUGAGAUGUCCAACUAGCUCUCCUCUUGAUACUUGAAUAAAAUGAGGCAGAAUCAGACAUGACGUUGCCAGUGGGAUGGCUGGUGUUUUUGUUUAUAUCCAGUGUGAUCCAUUUUUAGGUAGUUAUUUAAGACAUUACCUCCCUAUGACCCUUAGUAGGGUGAUAGUUCAGGAACACCGAGCCUGCGCGGAGGAGCAUGUAGAGAUAGCUAGCUAAUCAGCAUUUUACUCCAAUUUUACAGGAGAAGCUGAAGAGACUUUUACACCCAAUUAAUAUAUAUGUAAAAUUAUUCUAAAGCUUUUUUUAAGAAAAAAAAAACAUACUUAUUUAUUUUCAUCCAUGAGUGCUGCAGCUUCUCCUCCUCCUGUCGAAGCCUCUCAGCAAUGAAUGUUAGACAUCAGAAAACUGCCAAAUGUCAUUCAAAGCUUCAAAUAUCUUUUUAACAUCACGGUACUCGUAUUAUUUUGUACAUGUGUGCUUAAUAAAUCAUUGUCCUUAAUAAUCCAAUGCAGUGUGAACACAGUGAAACGGUAAUAUUGCAAUACAAGAGAGUAACAAUAUGCAGCACACACUGUACAGGUACAUAGUAUUAUGAGGGCUGACUUAAACUAAGUUUCUUUUAUUUCCUUUGCCUUGUAUGAUUUAUUUUUUUCAAUUUUUGUGAGUCUUUCAGAAGAGAGGCGCGUUGUUACUCCUAUCUAUGCCAAAGCCAAUGCAAUGUUACUCUGCACUAAUCAUGUGUAAGAUGCAUUCAUUUCUUUUUUUAUAUAUUCAGUUUAAAGUCUUUUGAAUAUAUAUUUCUUUUUACUUUAUUAUUUAGAUUUUUUUUAUAUACCUCACACAGUCCGUUGCUGGUUGGGAAAAAUAUAACCUCCGCUCUUUGUCUCAUCUCAGGAAAUGCCGAUCUGAAAACUCAGGGAAUGCUUCAGAUUGCUUAGAAAGAGUCGGUGUGUUUAUUCAAGACAGAAUCACGAUUAAUUGCUCAUGAUGUGAAACACAGGUCAAAGGAGCCACAGAAAAUGGGCUUGGAGUCUGCGUUUCAAUGUCAUGGUGCAACAGCUUCUCUUUUUAUCCACAAAAAGUUAACAAACAAAAUGAAAACAGUUCAGAUUGAGAUCUACAAACUAUUUAGACUCACCUUUCCAUGCACACGACGUGAUGAUCUUUAUAUUUUCUCCUAUUUGACAUGAUAUGAUAUAUGAUAUGAAGAAUGUUCCACUAUUAGUAUUUUUUCCUCUAUAAUCGUCGUAGAUGGGGAUGUAGUAGAAUAUUGUUAAAGGGAUUGGGGCUAGUAGUAUAUAAUCCGGGUUUGUCUCAUCUCAACACACGGCCGAUACUUGGUGUUUCAGACUAUCAGUGCUUUCGACAAAAAGAAUGUGUCAUGGACGAAUUAACACUCAGAUCUUGUUUCAUACUCCGCUUCUAGUUGGUGUUUAUAUAUGUUUUCCAAUUUUUAGAAGGUUGCAUAAGGAAACAUGGUUUUGAUAAUUCUACUCAGGAUAUAAAAGGACAGAAAGAUUGUUAAAUCAAGUGGUCUUAUUGGUUGGAAUACUCCAAUUUUUCUGCAUUUUAACAUUGAACCUUCUUUUCUCUGCAUUAUGGGUAAACACAGAUGACUUCCUUUAUCCGUUUUUGAUUUUAAUUUUUCCUUUUUAAAAUCUACUCAAUACCUCAUUCAUCAAACUCUUAAUCUGUGAUCCCGAAACUCACUAUUUAGAUAAAGAUCGAAUGAAAGUGUUGUAUUGUAAUGUUUGCAAUAUUCUGCCGUACGUAGAUGUUUUCAAUGUAUCAUUUGAAAACGAAAGUCCACGAAAGACGUUCUGAUUGCAACAAGCCUGUUUGACCCCUCAUUGGUGUGUUAUUGUGAUUUGAUUGUCGGGUGUUAGAUGGGUUAGAUAUACCUUUUUAAAAAAAACAACCUGUAAGACUGCUCAGGGUAUCGUUUGCAGUACAUCAUGCUUUUCGUAGUACAUCUUGUUUGUGACCAUCAGCCAUUUAAUUUGUGGUGUUGUCUUUUAUCAGGUAAAUGGCUUGAGCUACUUCCAAAAAAACCUGCAUUUAUUACUGAUGAAUGUAUCAAUGUUUACUGCCAUAAACCUACAAUUACCUUGACCUCAGGCAAGUUAAUGGCUAGUUUUUCAAUGAUGAGCAGCAUGUAGGCUUUUCAAAGUAUUAACUGUGAUUAUGUUUCUAUGUGUAAAGAUCUGCUCCAUUUCCUAAUAAAUGUCAAUAUCCAUG